AUGACAGCACUUAUGUAUUAUCUCGAAUCUUGAGACUGUUGAGUCCUGCUCGACCAUCCUCUCCAUGACCCGCCCAUCCACUGCUGCUGCCGGAGCCUGGUCAGGUGUUCGUGGUACAGCCACCUCAACUUUUGCUUUUGGAAGAACUGAUUGGAUUUUCGUGUCCGGACAAACACAAUCAAGGCCAUGCUCAGACGGAUACUACAAAUGACUCCUGGGAAAGGAGGCUCCCAGAACGCAGAGUCAGAGCAGCCCAGCACAGACCUUAAUCAUGAUCAAACCUCUGAGGGCUUCAUCUGUCCUCAGUGCAUGAAAUCUCACAACUCUGCGGAGGAGCUGUUCAAGCAUUACCAGCUGUUCCAUGAUACCGGAGACCUUCCCGCUCAUAUGGCCCCCACAAGAGAAGACCUCACAAUGUUACGGCAAGAGGUUCAGGACCUGCAUGUUUCUCUCAAGGAAGAAAGAUGGUUCUCUGGAGAGCUCAAGAAGGAAUUAGACAAAGUCCAAGGACAACUGAAGCAAAACGAAGGACCCGUGAGCUCAGACGACUCAGGUAGCGCCCUAGAAAGGAAAUUGAAUGAAUCGGAGACAGAAAAGUUCAACAUCAAGCAGAUGAAAGACCUGUUUGAGCAGAAGGCUGCCCAGCUGGCCACAGAGAUAGUAGACUUAAAGUCCCGCUAUGAUGAGGAGAAAAGCUUAAAGGAGGCUGCUGACCAGAGGCUUGCCAAAUUGACUGAACAACUGCAGAAAGAGAAGCAAGAGAACGAGAGACUCCAAACAGAACUGCUGCAGCGACCGGGAGUGGAGGAUGUAGAGGUACUGCAGAAGGAGCUGGUGCAGGUGCAGACGCUGAUGGACCGCAUGACACGUGAGAGGGAGGAAGAGUCCGAACGCCUCAAAAACCACUACGAGCAACUGCAGGCUAAUUACACUACCUCAGAGAUGACCAUAUCCCAACUGAAAGCAGAGCUGGAGAAGGGUCCACAGGAAGCAGCCGUCUAUACGCAACAGAUCCACCAGCUGCAGAGCAAUCUGAAUAAUUUGCAACAGCAAAGCCAGAGCCUGUCUGAAAAGCUGGCACAUAAGGAGAAAGAAUAUCAGGAGCUGGAGGAGUGUCUGGGGGCUGAGAAGGCUGCUAAGAAAGGAGUCCAGGACAGCUUGAGGGAGAGGGAGCAGGAGGUCCAAGAGCUCCAGGCUCGGGCCACCGGGGCCGAGACGUCCCUGCAGAAGGCCCAGACAGAGCUUGGAGAGAAAGCUGAGGAGGCGGCCAAGUUGAAGAGUGAGAUUGCGGAGCUGGAAGUGAAGCAUGCGGAGCUGAAGGUUGAGAGGAAACAGUUGGAGCAGCAGAGGGAAGAAAAAGAGAGCCAAGGUGCUCAGCAGCAGACUGAGAUCGGUCAGCUGCACGCCAAACUGCUGGAGGCAGAGAGGCAGCUUGGCGAGGUGCAAGGUCGUCUGAAAGAACAGAGGCAGCUGUCUGGGGAGAAACUAAAAGACCGCGAGCAGCAAGCAGCCGACCUGCAGCUCAAGCUCUCCCGUGCUGAAGAACAGAUGAAGGAGAGCGCCGGUAAGAACACAGACCUGCAGCACCAGCUGGAGAAAGCCAAGCAGCAGCACCAGGAGCUGCAGGUGCUGCAGCAGAACACCAAUGGCAAACUGCGUGAGGCACAGAACGACUUGGAGCAGGUGUUGCGUCAGAUUGGAGAUAAGGACCAGAAGAUCCAGAACCUGGAGGCUCUGCUGCAGAAGAGCAAGGACAUAGUGAGCCAGCUGGAAGCCGAGAGAGAGGACUUGUGCGCCAAGAUCCAGGCCGGGGAGGGUGAGACGGCUGUGCUCAACCAGCUAAAAGAGAAAAACCAUGCACUACAAGAACAGGUAACACAGUUGACAGACAAACUGAAGAACCAGUCAGAGAGCAACAAGCAAGCCCAGGAUAACCUACACGAGCAGGUCCAGGAGCAGAAAACCCUGCUGCGUUCAGCCCAGGACCGAGCCCACACCCUGGAGACUUCAGCCACUGAACUCACUGCCCAGCUCGCAGACAGCAAAGAGAAAGUGGCCCAGCUGGACUCUCAGCUGAAGGCAAAGACUGAGAUGUUGCUGUCUACAGAGGCAGCUAAGGCUGCACAGAAGGCCAACCUGGAGAACAACCUGGAGACUGCUCAGCAUGCACUGCAGGACAAGCAGCAGGAGCUGAAUAAAGUUCAGAAGAAGGUGGAGGAGAAGGCUCAAAGGCUCAAGGAGAGACAGGAGCAGUGCAUUCAGCUGGAAGCCAGUCUGAAGGAAUGCAAAGACAGACUUCUGGCCUCAGAACAGCGUAUAGAGCAGCUGGAGGGGCUCAAUAAGAAAUUGGAGACACAGGUGGGGGAGGUGCAGGCCACACGGGAUCAGGCGCAGCAGGAAGUGCAGAAGCUGCAGAAGGAGGGGUCAGAGAUUAAGCGCAAAGCCAAGGAGCUGCAGCGCUCACUGGAGACUGAGAUAGCAGGGGCUUCAACACUACAAGAGGAAUUAAAGCAAAAGGCAACUACUUUGAGUGACACCCAGCAGAAGCUGGAGCGCUGCGAGCAGGAGAAAGCUGCUCUCAAGGUGAAUCUGGACAAGGUGACUGAGGAGGGGAAGGCUCAGCAUGCAGAGCUGGACAGGAAAGCUCAGAGCCUGGCUGCAGACUUACUAAAGGCCCAAGAGGAGAAAGAGACUCAAAAGAAGGAGCUUACAUCCACUCAGGAGAGCCUGGGCAAGGCAAAAAAGGCGCUGAAAGAAAGUCAGAGUCAACUGGACACUGAGAGGAAGAGCCAUAAGUCAGCCAUGGAGGAGAAGGAAAAGUCAAAUGAAAAGGCCAAACAGGAGCUUCUGAAGAAUAAUGAGGGCAUCACCAAGGCAAUGAAAGAAUCUAAAGAGCAGUUGGAGCAGAUGAGAGAGGCAGAGAAAAAGUUGAAAGCGCAGCUGGCCUCACUGGAACAGCAGCACUCAAAGACUCAGGAGGUGCUGAAGGAAAAGGAGAAUGACUUGGAGAAGGUGCGGGCACAAUUUAAGAUGACCCAGGGGUCCUUUGAAGAGGAGAUGAAGAAAAUGACAGGCAAAGUAGCGGAGUUACAGGAAGUCAAUGUCAAGAAGGCAGAGGAGGAGAGCAAGCUGAAGGAGCAGGUGUCAGGGCUCAGCCAGGAGCUGGCCUCUGAGAGGAGCCGGACUGCAGAGCUGCAGAAGACCUUAGAGCAAAGUCAGGAAAGCUUCACCAAGCUACAGUCUGACUUCUAUGGCAAGGAGUCCGAGGUCUCUGCCCUGCGUCAAGACCUCAAAGUGUCAGAGGAGAAGCUAAGUGUGACCCAGGAGGAGCUGGCUGCUAACAGGACCCAUCAAACAGGUUUAGAGGCUCAGAUCCAGGAACUGAAGGCGGGCCGGGCCUCUCUGGAGCAGGAGCUCACCAAACGGGAUCAGAGGCUCCAACAGACGGAAAAAGCCCAGAAGGAGCUGCAGAAACAACAGGGUCUAGUUAAGGAGGAACUGGAGAAGGAGAGGGCCAAUGUGGAGGAGCUGAACAAAGCCAAGAGUGUCCUGGAAAAGAACAACACCAGACUGACUUCAGAGUUAAAGGAACUAACAGAGAGGAGCGAGAAGGAGCUGGGUGAGUUGCGGGAAGCCAAACAGCUGUUGAUCCAGCAGAAACUGGAGCUGCAGGGUCAGGUGGAGGUGGCACAGGGUGCCCUUGAGAAGGAGCAGAAGGAGCACCAGGCCACCAGGGACAGCAGGAGCCAGAGAGAGGAGCAGCUCCUCGCCAAAACCAAGGAUGUCCAGGAUCAGCUGGUGGCAGAGAAACGAGCCAGAGAAGAGCAGGUGAAACGCGGGGAGGAGGCAGAAGCUAAGAUGAGCGUUCAGGUGACGGCUCUGAAUGAAAAUGUGGCCACGCUGAAGAGGGAGUGGCAGGGCAGCCAGCGGCGGGUCAGUGAACUGGAGAAGCAGACGGAUGAGCUGAGAGGAGAGAUUGCUGUGCUGGAGGCCACCGUCCAGAACAACCAGGACGAGAGACGUGCUCUUUUGGAAAGGUGUGUGAAGGGCGAGGGUGAGAUAGAGAAACUGCAGGCCAAGGUGUUGGAAUUGAGGCGGAAGCUCGACGACACGACAGCGGCCAUGCAGGAGCUGGGCAGAGAGAACCAGUCGCUCCAGAUCAAGCAGUCGCAGUCUCUCACCAGGAAGUGGGCCGAGGAUCACGAGGUACAGAACUGUAUGGCCUGUGGGAAAGGCUUUACCGUCACCGUCAGGAAGCAUCAUUGCAGACAUUGCGGAAACAUUUUCUGUGCCGAGUGUUCGGCCAAGAACGCCCUCACGCCGUCCUCUAAAAAGCCAGUACGGGUCUGUGAGACGUGCUUCGAGGAGCUCCAAGGCUGAUUUCCCCCUGCUCAUCUCCUUCCCCCCCCCCCCCCCCAACACCCCUUCACCCCUCCCCUCCUUCCCUUCCCCCUACCUGCUCCAGCGGACAGAAGAAGGCGCGUCUUUGUCGCAUUUAAUGUGCACUAUAAAGGACAGACCCAUUGCAAAGACCCUCCACCUGCAUGUGACUUCUGGCUCUGGUGUGGAGGGGGGGGUUUAUGAGCUCAGUAAAGGGUUUUAUUGCAGAGACAUCAGAGCCAUGUGAUGGGAUAGAGUGGGGUUUGGUUGGGAUUGUCUGUAUCUGUUUUUGUGCCUUUGCUACUCCUGUGGACUGCCAGAGAGCGGAGACAGAGAGAACUAAACACCAUCCAUCUCUUUUACGUUCAUAUUCACAUCUGCAUUGUUGUUUGGCAUCAUUGGCGACGGCGAGGUGGCUGCUUCGUGAGUUUGUAAAAUGUUCAGCAUCAGUUGUCAGGAGGUGUAAAGUCAGUGUGACACUGCAAGAGUGAACUGGGAGGGAAGUAAAUAUUGUAAUAGUGAUGUUGAAAAUCACUGCUGCCCCACAAAGGUAAAUGCAAGUAACUCUUUUGUCAAAAAAAAAAUCUGUAAAAGUAUUAAUAAAGAAAUAGAAAUUCAGAUUUUUGUAGCAAGGAAGUUAAAAUCAAGUGAUCAGUAAAUGCAAACUUUUUUUUUUCAUAUAAUUAAUACAUUUAACUGGCAUACUGUGAUUAAUAUGUGUAAUACAAAUUUGUCAUAUGAAUACUAAGGUUAUAUUUACAACUUGGCCUCAUAUUAUCUGCAUGAAUUACAUGCUAUUAAUGGUUCAUUUGGCCCAAAAAACAAAGCUACAAAAGUGUGUUUGUAUAUCAGCUGAUGUUUGUGAACAGGAUUUCAUUGAUAUAUAAAGUAGAGAUUUUAAGUUCAUGUGGGUAAAGAGCACUAGAUCUUUUGGAGAAUAUUGUACAGUAUAGAUAGCUAAAGGGAAGUAACUACAGCUUGAGAUUUUAAAGGUCAAAAGUAAUUUUUGUGGGGGGGGAUUAUAAAUCGUCAAUUGUGAAAUUACUAACCUAAAGAAAACAAUUCAGCAACCGUUUUGUGCACCAGCCGUUUUCUGUACGAGUCUUGAAUUAAUGUGUAACCCCAAAUCGGUUACUGCAUGUUGCCUUUGUGUGGCAGAGUGUUUGUUUAUGUGUUGAAAUUAAUGUAUUCAGCCUAUUUCAUGACCAAAGAAUGUCUGCAGCAGGAAUAGAGACGAGAGGAAAAGCCCUGAGUUUGUUUCAUAUAUCAGUGUUUUUAUCUAAGCGUCUCUUUUGAAAGCUUUUGAGUUUUUAAACCACAGGGUUCAACAUUUUAAUCUUGAACACAGCAUGUAUGACGAUCUGAGAGGCUUUUUUUUUUUUUUAAUGUACAGUUGGAUGUUUUUUUUGCUGUGCCACAUUUCUCUUUACAUGCUAAUUUCUGCAAAAAUUGUGGUGCUUUCUGCAGACUGGUGAUGCAGUCAUUGAAGGUGCCUGCAUGUUUGUUUGUUUGUUUUUAAAAUUUUUUUUUCCUGCUGCUUGUCUCCACUCAACAGCACUGACUACUGCUGGAGCUGUGUAUGUGUGUAUGCGUGUGCGUGUGUAUGCGUGCUCUGCUUUGAAGCAAUAACUGUGGCUGCGUGUGAUGUUGCUGUAACAAGAGCGUGUGUAUUAGUGUGUGUACACUUUAGGCCCUGCUGUGUUGUCUGCCUGAGAUGCACUGUACGAAUGUCGGCUGCUCGGAACCUCAGUAUCUCUCCGGCACGUUAUUCGGGGACGUCGGUGCUGAUUUCAGGUGCUGGUCGGUUCUCUGUUCAACCUGUCUGCAGCUGAGAACACUGUAAAAGUUAAUUCCUCCUUUGUAUAAUUUAUAAUUGCUGUCAAGUUGUCAGAUAUUGGUAAGAUCUUUUUGUCUUAAGACUGGAGCAGGCUAUAACACUGUAAGCCAGACGACAACGCAGACUGUUCUGGCAGUUUUUUUUUUUUUUUUUUUUCGUUUUAUCUUCAGACUUAUCAAAUGAGCUCUUUAUGCUUGUACGCUCAUUGCAAAAGAAUGUCCAUCUCAGCUGCAAAAGCUCUCGACACCACCUGUCUCUUUUUUGCAUUGCAUUGGUUUUGUUAUGUCUACCUCAGAUUGGCACAGGAAAAGCACUAUUUCUAAACCUUAGAGAUCACAAAUAUUGUAUCAUUGCCUGGAUUUGGUCAAGAAUUUGUGAUCUAUCAAGUUGUACAGACCCUAAAACCUAGAGAGAUGAUUUGCACCUUAUUAUAUUCUGGGCUCGUCAGUAUGAGAACCCAGCCACAAACGUAGGACCACCAACUUUAUACAGGCUUCAGCAUUUCUAGCCCCGAUGUACUUAAACUGCUCAUUAAUAUUAAGGCUGACAUAAUUAUCUUUGUAAAUGUUUGUAAUGAAAGAGAAAAAGGAAAUAUAUAACACUUGUGGAUGUAGAAACAUGACAACAGUGAAACUGUGUGUGGAUUCAUCGGUCUUACUCAUUUUUACAAAAUGGCACCACAGACCUGUACACACUGAAUUGUGGCUUGCUUCGUGUUGCUGUCAGUUAUCAUGCAUGAUGACUUAACUGGCCUGUGGCUCGCACCUUUUCUUCAUUUGUCAUUAUUCGGUGGUUGUGAAGGUGUGCCUUAGGCCGACGUCUUGUACGUCUCCGCUCACCAUUAGCGGCGAGCGGCGACAAGCACCGUGCACUGUCAGGGUGACCUCUGUCCACCUGAAGGGACGAGAUUUAAAAAAAAAAUGGCAUUUAUGUUCACAUGCACCAGUUGAUUUUUUUUUUUUUUUUUUUAAAUUCAGCAUCAUGACGAACCUAAAUAAAACCUACAGUAUGUUUCUA
Molecule: messenger RNA, 7234 nt
Organism: Thunnus maccoyii (southern bluefin tuna)
Lineage: Eukaryota; Metazoa; Chordata; Actinopteri; Scombriformes; Scombridae
Gene: eea1
Product: early endosome antigen 1
Exons: 29
Coding region: 187-4380 (1397 amino acids)
Biological process (GO): endocytosis
Cellular component (GO): early endosome
Molecular function (GO): metal ion binding; 1-phosphatidylinositol binding
Source: RefSeq, a predicted model, not a curated record